Messenger RNA from Ilex paraguariensis (yerba mate), 1344 nucleotides. The record is from the annotation of a GenBank genome assembly. NCBI's taxonomy places the organism in Eukaryota, Viridiplantae, Streptophyta, Magnoliopsida, Aquifoliales, Aquifoliaceae.
AUGGAGAAGAAGAACACAAGAACAAGAGGUGGCGCUGGCGGUGGCAAUGCCAAAAGACGUGGCGUUGGCGGAGUUUCGAGGCUCCCUCUAGACAUGGUGAUCGAAGUGCUCACAUGUCUUCCGGCGAAGUCUCUAUUGCGAUUAAAGUGUGUGUCAAAGCUCUGGUGCACAACAAUCGGCGGCCCUUCUUUUUCCAACGCCUACCGCGAUCGUUCCAGUUCUCGCUCCACCAUCCUCCUCACAUACCACGACAGCCACCACUUAUUCUGCUUCUAUGCCACCCUUCCCUGCCUCGGGGAAUCAUUCCACCACCGCUGGAUUCCAUCCCGCGACAAAUUCGACGCCCGUGCAUUAGUACUCCACCACUGGACUUUACCCCUCUCGAUACCGGACGGCGGUGUCACACAAGUCAUUAACGGCCUCUUCUGCUUCUACUCCGGCCACUGUGCUUCUCUCUGCAACAUCUCCACCCAUGAAAUUAUGCAACUUCCAUCAUCAAACCAUAAAAGCAAAGACCCAUACCCGGAUUACUAUUUCGGGUUCGACGCCAUUGCUGAAGAGUACAAAUUGCUUAAAUCUUAUGGCGAUGGACAUAAAACAAAAAUAAAUUACACUCCAAAGUGCGAGAUUAUCACCCUAGGCAAAGACGCCUCUUGGAGAAGAAUUGACAAGUGGAAAAUUAUAUGGACGCAAAGCUUUUGCGUUAAUGGGGUUUUGUAUUGGAUGAAUCCAAAUCGCCGGCCUUGGGACUUGGAUGACAUGCACAAUUUCAUUGCAUUCGAUCUCAAAGAAGAACAGUUUCAAGAGCUUCCACAGCCACCGGCAUCGUCGAAACAAGGUGAUUUGGUGCAAUUCGGAGGCAAAUUGGCUUUGGUGCACGGGUUUGAUGAUUUGAAGUUGAAGUUGUGGGUAUUAGAGGAGCAGGGUGAAGGAGAGUUAAGGUCAAUGUCAUGGACCAACUAUGAAAGCUACGUUCCAGACGGAGUAUGCAACCAUGUAAAAUGGUGGAAUAACUCGAAUUCUUAUCAACCAAAUUAUCCUAUGUUACUACAGCUCGCCCCACCAUUACAUGCACAGAACGGACCUGACGGAGGUGAACAUGUUUUUCCAGUAGGCAAUCUUCCAACCGGUGAGAUAUUAUUGAAUGGUGGAAGGAUUCGAUCUCUCAUGUCCGUUUAUUCGUAUGAUCACAAUGGGAAGUUUAAAGAAAUUGAUAUUGGUCAAUUGCCAGAAACUCCAGAUUUAGUCGAAAGGAAAGGAGACGUGUUCCGACUAUAUUACCAUGAGGAGAAUGUCACACCAUUGAAAGAUUUGAUUAGCAGCAAACAAUUUGACAAGAAGUAA